AUGGUUUUGAUUUCUAUAGAUCGAUGUAUAGCUAUUCGCAAGCCCCAUCUCUACCGUAGUACUUUCACUUUAAUUCGUGUAGUUAUAUUUCUGGCAGUCGUGUGGAUAUUCGGUAUAUUUUUCAGUGUGACAGCCACUUUCCUCCUCAGUGUUCAUCCCAGUGUUUAUCUGUUGCUGAUAAUGUAUGGAGUCACAGCUACACUUGUAGCUUUUUUUCAACUGGGUGUCUACACUGGGGUAAAGAAGCAGAGUAGGAGGACUGCUGAUAUAAGAAGCUCCGUGCACAGACAGCUGACCUUUGAGCGUACGGCUACGACUGUUGUGCUCUAUGUGAUAAUCGCUCUAGCCGUAUGUCACGUUCCUUUGCUAUCGAUGUAUAUCAUGAUCAGCACAGGUAAGAACUACAUGCUGCUUGGCAAGGCGUGGAUGGAGCUACUGCUGUACCUCAAUGCUCUAGCCAACCCUUUGAUCUGGUUAAAAACCAAUAGAAAAGUCAGGAAGGCAGUCGUAGAAUCUUUGACUGCUUUUCGUUUGUACUUUGUGAACUCAACGCCAGUCCAUUCCCUAAAUUCUAAUGGCGCCCCAAGCGAUAGAGCAACAAACGAUACAGCAACAGAGCUGAAAUCAACGUACAUGAGGAAGGAAACGAUACAUCGCGAUACGGUGAAUCCUUCGAAUAUUAAAGAACCUUGA
This is a messenger RNA of Actinia tenebrosa (Australian red waratah sea anemone), 693 nucleotides long. RefSeq names its product histamine H2 receptor-like. NCBI's taxonomy places the organism in Eukaryota, Metazoa, Cnidaria, Anthozoa, Actiniaria, Actiniidae. The record is from RefSeq and is a predicted model, not a curated record.